UCUGAUCCUCAGCCUUGCGUCUCCCUUCUGCAGUACUUCCCCGCUUGGUUUGAAUAGAUGCGCCAUUAUUGCACUCUACACAGCAUGUUUGCAGAUGGCUGCUUCAUCGUCAUCGAUGACUUCGCUUUCGUUCCUUCCUUUAGACAUCACAGGGUCGUAUCUGGAAUGCGUACAUUUAUAUAAACGUCUUUUCGGCCACUUGACUCGCUCUCCAAACUCUGGCGUACUAUCGAGCAACCUCAACGUAGAAAAAGCGCUCGAUCAGUACGUGAGAUUGCGCUCGUGGGGAGAAGAAAGUCGUGCAAUAUUGCCAGCCGAUUCCCGUGGUUCUCUGGACGAUGUCCUGAGAGACAAUUCAACUUUGAAGCCAAUCGUCAGCGAUGUUCUCCGCAAGAUCAAACGCCAGAUAGACCAUGUCUUGAAAAUGAUACAGAUCAACGAUAGCCCAGCGGAAAGACAUGGACUCGUCGGAUUCUCGCAAACUGAUGAUUCCGAUCGCAGUGACACGAGUUCUGAAGAUGAAAGUUUUGGCACAGAAUCACAUAUGCUUCUCACCAAACGCAGCUCCACGAGAAUCUUCGCUAAUAUCGGAGAAGAUAUCGAUUCACUUUACCAGGUCUUGCUAAUGAUAGACAGGCCGGGUUACAGUCGACAUUAUAUUCACUCAACGAAAAAUGACGGGUCAGACUAUGGAUCAUCUAGUUAUGCGUAUUACGACCUGCGUCACAUCGAAGAUAAGAUUCAUAGUUGGACCCAGAACUUUUUGGCUAUAGGUGCUGGGAAUGUUGGGAGCGCGGUAGGAAAUGAGAUUCCUGUUACUUCAAGUCUGGAUCCGAUGAAGUCAAAGAUCCUCAUCUUGCGACUUGCAAGAGCCAAUACCAAGCGUCGGCAACAGCUCGAACACUGGCAAGAUAACCCUGAUAAAGCAUUUGAUUUGAACACUAGUGCCGCAGACGACGCAACGGAACAGUCGAUGCCAGCCGAACCACAAGUUGAGAACACAAGAGAAAUCUCAACCGCAAAGUCUGUCAUAUCGAAAGAGACUUUUUCCAAGGUUGCUGUCUCCGAUCUUUUCGACAAGAAAACAGUAGUUGGACCACCGAGGACCAUAUACACAAAUUCAACGGGAUUCCAGAGUUCAAAUCGAGUGCCCAAAGUUCCCUCCACAGCAUUCCUGCAGAAAGAAUUUGAAUGCCCGUACUGUCGGCUUCAUCUAGAUUCAGAAAGAAUGCAAAACCGGCAAGAGUGGAAACGCCAUAUGUUCCGAGACCUUCGUCCAUAUUCGUGCACGUUUUCCGAAUGUCAGAAUCCAGAAAAGCUGUAUGCAACACGUCGGGACUGGAUAUAUCAUGAGAUGCAGAUGCAUUGGCGACAAUGGGUUUGCGAAGAACACGGUGGAAUAUUUCACUCAAGAGAAGAUGCCUUGAAGCACAUAGCCGUUGCACAUAAUGGUCUAUCGCAACACCAAACUGCAAUGCUGAUCGAGAUGUGGGAAAGGCAAUUAGACAACAUGGAACUUGUAUCUUGUCCGCUAUGUCCAAGUCAGCGGCGACUGCAGAUCAUGCAUUCUCACAUUGCCCAGCAUCUGGAGUCCAUUGCUCUGUUCGUCAUACCUGGUGACGACAAUGAAGAAGAAGAGGAAGAGACCGAUGAAUCCGAUGAAGCUGACUUGAAAGAUGCUACUGCUGCAGUACUGAUGAGUACUCGAAUUGUAUCGGAACACGAGGAAUUACCAAAAGACCUACAGAAAGAGACUAUCAAACAUGAAGAGAAUGGGGAAGAAAGUCAAAGUCUUUGGUACAGAUUUGAAGACAUCGUUGCACAGAUUGGAGCUAUACCCCAUACGUCCACCAAAGCCAGGGAGAGAUAUGAGGAAGAAAAGAGGAUCAUAAUGGGGAGUUACUUCUCUCAGGCAAACAAAGCAGCAAACGGCCCAUAUGUAUUCCAUGUCAAUGUUGUCGAGUACAUCAAUAGUAGGACAACACCCCCUCCCGCAUCUGGCGAUAGAUCCUCAGCUCAAAGAACGUUGAUAAUCGCUGUUGAUAUCCCCGAAUCAAAAGCAUUCCUACACAAGUGUCGGAAGAAUUCUAAGGGCAGAUUCGUCAUGAUCUCGUCGUGGGAUUUGCUGAAUCUAACGGAGAUCGAUAACUUUGUCCACAAACAGCCCCAGAGUGAGCAAGAGACCAAAGAAAUUAUUUUGGCUGGAAACACUGGCUUCUUAUUGCGAUUACCAAAGACGUACUACUGGGAAGCCUCGGAAGAGAGCAUGAAGCAAUUCUUUCUCGAAACUCUAGUCAAACUCUACCACAGAUACACACAGAACAAUGAAUUUGACGAAGGGACAUAUCCGAUCCUAGAAGGAUUCAGUGCUGAAGAGCUGGACAAAUUGACGGAUGGAAGACCAUACGCUGCAACAGAGGAAGGACGUGCAGCCUGGAAAGAGCGGAAUCAGGACCCGGGGGCAUACAGAUCUCGAUUGGCUCUGUCGGGGACUGGUUCCAAUAAUUUUGUCCUAGACUUGAGCAAACUGAGCAAUGAGGGUCCUGCCGUCAAGUUCAAGGGUGUCGCUUGCACCUUUCCAGGCUGCGACAAGGCAUUCGACCGAGUGGAUGAUUUCAGGAGCCACCAGAAAACUCACAUGUAUCAUCCCCAACGGCCUCAUGUGUGUUCUGUUUGCCAAGAGGGCUAUUUGACUCCCAAGGAUCUUGAGCGUCACCAGUUUAUUAUGAAACACUACGAACGAGAUCGAUAA
Molecule: messenger RNA, 2752 nt
Organism: Periconia digitata
Lineage: Eukaryota; Fungi; Ascomycota; Dothideomycetes; Pleosporales; Periconiaceae
Source: the annotation of a GenBank genome assembly